AAGGCUUAGCAAGCUAACAGGUUACCGAGGCAACGAGAGCCCUUCGGACUUGAAGGUUGUUUGUGAUGAUAUUUUGCUUCCACCUCUGCAGAAGGAAUUGCUAGUAGGCUUGGAAACCGUGGUCCCUCUGAGGCGCCAUAAUUCAUUCAACAAAACAGUAGGUACGUGAUGGAGCAGUACAGCAUUCUGGGUCGCAUUGGGGAAGGCGCUCAUGGCAUCGUGUUCAAGGCCAAACACGUGGAGACUGGAGAGACGGUGGCUUUGAAGAAGGUGGCUCUCAGGCGGCUGGAGGAUGCCAUUCCCAACCAGGCCCUGCGGGAGAUCAAGGCUCUUCAAGAGAUUGAGGAUAACCAGCAUGUGGUGAGGCUGAAGGAUGUCUUCCCGCAUGGCACCGGUUUUGUCCUAGUCUUUGACUUCAUGCUGUCCGACCUCUCUGAGGUCAUCCGCAACGCACGGCAACCUCUUACCCCGGCGCAGGUCAAAGGUUACAUGUUGAUGCUGUUGAAGGGUGUGGCCUUCCUGCAUAACAACAACAUCAUGCACCGGGAUCUGAAGCCUGCCAACCUCCUCAUCAGCUCGUCAGGACACCUGAAGAUCGCUGAUUUUGGUCUGGCCCGCCUCCUCAGUCAGCAAGAGGAUCGCCUCUACAGCCACCAAGUAGCCACAAGAUGGUAUCGUGCUCCCGAGUUGCUGUAUGGGGCCAGAAAGUAUGAUGAGGGCGUCGACCUAUGGGCAGUGGGUUGUAUUUUCGGGGAGUUGCUGAACUCGUCUCCUCUGUUUCCGGGGGAGAAUGACAUCGAGCAGCUGUGUUGUGUCCUCAGGGUGCUCGGGACACCCACCCAAGAAACCUGGCCUGAGAUGGCAGAGUUGCCAGAUUACAAUAAAAUCACCUUCAAGGAGAACCCCGCCGUCCCAUUGGAGGAGAUCGUCCCUGACUCCUCCCCCCAUGCAAUCAGUCUGCUUUACAACUUCCUGGUUUAUCCAUCCAAGCGGCGAUGCCCCGCCCAGCAGGCACUCCUCCAUCCGUACUUCUUUUGCUCACCUCUUCCCGCCCACCAUUCGGAACUGCCCAUCCCUCAGAGGGGUGGCGGGAACCACCUCCACCCGCGAUUGCAGGCGGCACCUGCUGACUUCUCCGUGAACCUCCCCUUGAAAAAUAGCUUGGUCCAGCCCGCUCUGCUGCGAGGACACGCUACCUGCCUGUGAUCGGUCCAACAACUUGGAUGACAGAACCUCAGUGCAUGAUGGGAUUGUGAUGUCACUCACUUGGUGUAGAAGGUGUCAGCGACGCUGCCGUACGUCAUCUCCCACGUGUCGGCCAUUGGAACUCUUCCCCUUCCUGCUCUUCCUCCAUUCGCCAUUCUUUCUCCAUUCCCUGCCAGAGACUCACCCCAGGAUUGGCUGGCAGGCAGCUUUGUGGGCGGGGCUCCAGCGGACCCUCCUUGAAGAAAGAAGGUAGAUUGAAACACUCGCCGCCAUAUUAUUGACAAUCAUCCUAAAAGCGCAAGGAGACUCUACGGAGGUGCUAUGAUCGAACUGAUUCAAAACCCAGGCUAAACUUAGCUACUACUCGACAUACAGAGUUUGUUUCUCAGUCAAGAUGUAUCACUUCAAUAAUACUUUCUUGACACCAGUUAAUACUUUCCUGUUGGCGGAGAUUGGGCGUCAUCCUUAGCAUUACAGAAAGAGCACAAAAAAAUGUGAAUAGGUUCGAUUUCGAGUACUGUACAAUUGUGACCCUAUCAAGACUCACACAAACUAAUAAACUAAUCGGAGUAAGCAACGCAUACACAGACUAGCACGCACACACAUACCAGACAGACCGCUGUCCUCCUCGCUGUUGUCUUCUUCUACAGUUUUUUCCAAGUUGCUGAGAGAUUUGCUCCUGGUCCUGAAGUUCCUCAGCAGGUUUCGAUGUUCCUGGUAUGUAAUAGGUGGACUGUCUGGACUUAUAUGGACUGGCCGUGGCGUCCCGUAAUAGUUGCCUGUUAUCAGAUGGCAAGUUAGUCCGUUUGGAUCAGAAAUGUCAAAUGGUCAGAAGAGAAUCACAUUAUAGGUGAUUGAUUUGAACAUUUAAGAACUCCUUAUGCAUGUGCAAAACAUCAUGGUGGUCUUUAUGUAACAUGGAGGCAAAGGUGGCACUGGAGUUUAGAUUUUGGAGAUGUGUGGUAAUGAAGGGAUAUUAUGGUAUCACCCCACGAAAUGAACUGAGCUACUGCUAUUCUAGGCUUAGUUUGGUUGUCAUGGUAAUCUUGUCGCGAUGUAUUUUGUUAUUCGCCUUUUGGUAUUUAGUUUUUAAAAAAAAAAAUGAUCACUGCCAUUAUUGAAAACAGUUAGCUUACUUUAGUACAAACAUGGCAGUAUUAUUUGUCAGCCCCAACGCUAUUUAUAAGACACACAAUGUUACCUUUGAACUUUCCACUUUCAAGCAGUGCUCCCGACUCCUCCAGAGAAAAAAACUCCUCGAUGGACACAAAGUUGUAGUCCACGCCGCUGAUCUCCCCAUCACGAGGCUGCCGGGUUGUACCUGCCAAAUGGAAAUGUGAUGUCAUCAAAUUGCAACAUCAUCUGUGAGUGAAUAAUGUGUAUGUGUGCACAUACAGGGUACAGCGCGCAGAUAAAGGUUCUCCCGGAUGAGCUGCUGCAGUUGACUGUCCAUGGAGGUUGGUGUGAAACAUUUACUAAGGUACAGACGGAGGUCUUUACACAGAGACGCGCCUGUGAUACAGAGGUAAAAACACAUAUCACAGUUAAAGUCUUAGUUUUAGCGUUUUAGAUCCAUGUUUCCAUCAUAUACGUGUCCUUAAAUCUUUUAAAUCUAUCAGGCUAUCUCUCUUGCAAGUGCGCUAGCAAGCUAGGUAGCUUUUUUGUCAGAAAUGUGCUUUGCUGCCAUCUGUGAUCUUGUUGGUCUGUCAGUCAAUCUGUCCAUCCGUCCCUACAUCCAUCCCUCCAUCCAUCCUUCUAUCCAUCCAUCCAUCCAUCCAUCCAUCCAUCCAUCCAUCCAUCCAUCCAUCCAUCCAUCCAUCCAUCCAUCCAUCCAUCCA
Syngnathus typhle (broad-nosed pipefish) is the source of this 3044-nucleotide messenger RNA. It is a transcript of the gene cdk20, whose product is annotated as cyclin dependent kinase 20. The record is from RefSeq and is a predicted model, not a curated record. Gene Ontology annotation, cellular component: nucleus. Lineage: Eukaryota; Metazoa; Chordata; Actinopteri; Syngnathiformes; Syngnathidae. Gene Ontology annotation, biological process: protein phosphorylation. Bases 169 to 1206 code for a protein of 345 amino acids. Gene Ontology annotation, molecular function: cyclin-dependent protein serine/threonine kinase activity; ATP binding. The transcript has 10 exons.